Molecule: messenger RNA, 586 nt
Organism: Cuscuta epithymum
Lineage: Eukaryota; Viridiplantae; Streptophyta; Magnoliopsida; Solanales; Convolvulaceae
Source: the annotation of a GenBank genome assembly
UGGCAACUCCACAUUUUAUAGCCAAGCUAAGAAAGGAGUAAAAGCAAAUACUCCGUAUCAAGGAUUUGAGCGGCAGAGUUAUUCUUACAAUUUUACAAACAUCCAGAAGUUGCUAUAAUACUCACUACCAAUCUAGCUAUUAGUGCAGGCGUGCAAUGAUAUCAAGGAUUAUCAUAUAGAGGGUGAUAGAGUUGGGCAAGGUAAAAGCUUCAUUGUUAUCAUACAAAUUGGAUGAUGGCAGUAUACUCAACAAUGAAGCACGAGAGAAAUGGGAAGACAAUGGAGAAAGGUCAAUGACACGCAAUACGACUGGUGGAAGUCAAAAGAAAGAACUUUCCCGAUUUUAGCACGGAUGGCUAAGCAAGUACUAUCAAUGCCGGUUUCAACAGUUGCUGUGGAACAAGAAUUUAGUUCGACCGGCAACGUCCUAACGGAAUCUAGAUCGAGAUUGAGCGCGGAGUCUCUUGAGACGCUUAUAUGCUACCACGAUUGGUUGAAGGCCGCACGUAGAACUCAAGAAUUGAGCAUCACCCCCUCCCAAGAUUUUAUGGAUGACUCAACAACCAAUGGUGGCUCUACCUAUGCC